Messenger RNA from Portunus trituberculatus (swimming crab), 1164 nucleotides. RefSeq names its product CDGSH iron-sulfur domain-containing protein 3, mitochondrial-like. NCBI's taxonomy places the organism in Eukaryota, Metazoa, Arthropoda, Malacostraca, Decapoda, Portunidae. Gene Ontology annotation, cellular component: intracellular membrane-bounded organelle. The record is from RefSeq and is a predicted model, not a curated record. Gene Ontology annotation, molecular function: 2 iron, 2 sulfur cluster binding. The transcript has 5 exons. Bases 455 to 898 code for a protein of 147 amino acids.
UUGCCAUUCUCUCCGAUUCCUCUUCCACGUGUGUAGUAUCAGCUGGCCUUCGGCAGUGUUUUCAGUGUGUAUUUACCUGUGAAGUUUUAACAGAUAAGCGUGGUGCAAAACAGUGCUCACGGUGUGAAUCAGCUUCAUAAUCAUAAUUUAUCAUUCACAUUCAGACAUGGAUCGAGUUUAGUCUCGACCCAGCAGUAUUUUUUUCUCCAUUCGACGGGACAGACGGCAUUAUUGUACUCCAUUGCUCCUGGACAAAGCAUGGCUACUAUUGAGGGGAACAUCCACUUCAAUGCAGUGGUUUACAAAGACAACUCUGGAUUCCGGUACCUCCGAAAUGUGGCAAGAAACAACAAACUAUACCUGCGUUGCAUUCAGCACCCCAACUGUGGAGGAAGAGCCGUAUUGUUGGAGUGUACGUGUAGCCUAAGAGACGUGUAGUGGAAAGAUUGCUGCAAUGGCUGCCCUAAAGGUUCUCAGGAUGCCAACUUUCAACUUAACUCGACUAUUGACGCAACUAUUAUUUUUGCCUCCCAUGCAGAGUGCGGCCACACGCGUUCCCUCGAAUACUCAGGAACGAAAGGGCGAUGUAGAAGCACAAACAGAGUGGAAGCAAAAAGGAAGAAUCCAUUCCAAGAAGUCCGUGAAAGCGAAUUUGGUGGGUGGGAAGCGGUACUUGUGGUGUGCCUGUGGGUAUAGUAAGAAUCAGCCGUUCUGUGAUGGGACACACCUAUGGAAGAGAUUCCGGCUCAAAAUUAAGCAGCAUCCGGUGUUUUUCAAGGCCCCCAAGGAUAUGACAGCGUCCUUGUGUCUCUGUAAGCAAACCAACAAACCUCCGUACUGCGAUGGCACCCACCGCAGGAAGGAAGUGCAAGAGGCAGUUAUCGAGGAGCCCAAAUGAGAGGAGACGUGUUCGGAUCGAGAGCAGCAGGGUGGCAAUAGGCAGCGGAUGUCUUUGAUGAUUGAUCGAGUAAUUGAUCGAAACUGUAGCACUACAGCAACCAAGACAUGUGUCGUAUGCUGUUGAUAAACUGCUGAUAAGAAGGUGGACUCGUGGAAUAGUUGUUUAUAUAUGUAUAUAUGGUAAUGACCACUCGCUACACUUAUCAAAUAUUUUGAUAGGUGUCAGUAAAUCUUAUUAUAAAUAAAGUACCUAUGACAUUUAAA